AUGCGCCUCGCCGACGCCGCUUCCCAGUUGGAGGCGAUGUGGCAGAGGCGGGUAAAGGGAUAUCCUGUACAUCUCGACGCCAGCGAUGGCAAGUCCAGCAGGAGUCUCUAUGCUGAGAGCGGCUCUGCAAGUCAUCUAGCUGCGGCUGGAGGCCUUCCCGAUGCUGCGUUCUCCCCUCGUCCAAACUCAGACAGAGACGGCAUCACUCUCGCCCCUCCCCUGACGGAUAGGGAUGAAUAUUCCGAGAGCAACGACCCCCUCGAAGCUCUUAUGCCCUCAAGUCCAUAUGUCCGUAAAGCACCUCUACACCGCUUCUGCCGUGUCUGCCUAUGUCUAAUGCAUGCCUUCGCCUCCCAACGGUUGGUGGCUCGGCAGGGAGACUCCCAGUACUGCCGACUGAGUGUCGCAUUCGCCUUGUUGGCUCGCCCCUCGCUGCUCUUUUAUAUUCCUUCGAAGGCCUUUUACCCUCAGCCCAAGGUCCUCUUCGCUGCCUUUGGACAGCGGCGCAAGAUGCUCAGGCAAAGCCUUAAGUCAAUCCUCCCCCCUGGCGUUUCCGUCCCGGAGGAAUUCGGCGCCUUAAGGCCUCAGGCCCUUGCGCCCUCUCAGUUUGUGGAGCUUACAGCUGCCCUCUUUGGCCGCAAUGGUGCUGAUGAUCUCGCUGGAAGGGAGGCCAAGGCGAACUCCGCUGACUCGACAGAGACAGUAGAAAGCCUACUCACAGACCCCCCCCCUAUACCUAGGAUACCUGCAGUCUGGAGGAGGGCUAAACAUGGGCACUACUGA
Cyclospora cayetanensis is the source of this 783-nucleotide messenger RNA. RefSeq names its product ribosomal RNA small subunit methyltransferase A-like. The transcript has 4 exons. Gene Ontology annotation, biological process: rRNA methylation. Gene Ontology annotation, cellular component: mitochondrial matrix. Gene Ontology annotation, molecular function: rRNA (adenine-N6,N6-)-dimethyltransferase activity. The record is from RefSeq and is a predicted model, not a curated record. Bases 1 to 783 code for a protein of 260 amino acids. NCBI's taxonomy places the organism in Eukaryota, Apicomplexa, Conoidasida, Eucoccidiorida, Eimeriidae.